Molecule: messenger RNA, 2941 nt
Organism: Gorilla gorilla gorilla (western lowland gorilla)
Lineage: Eukaryota; Metazoa; Chordata; Mammalia; Primates; Hominidae
Gene: SLC7A4
Product: solute carrier family 7 member 4
Exons: 5
Coding region: 714-2621 (635 amino acids)
Biological process (GO): amino acid transport; transmembrane transport
Cellular component (GO): plasma membrane
Molecular function (GO): amino acid transmembrane transporter activity
Source: RefSeq, a predicted model, not a curated record
UCUGAGGAGCUCUAAUCCCCCACAGGAGGGCUGCAGGCUGGUCCCAGAAGCUGCUUGCUUCCUUGCAGGACGUGGUAGCUGCAGGCUCAAAACAGCCAGAAUGCAUUCCCUCAAUUCGCAGAACUCUCUCAAAAGGCUGCAGUCUCUUGCCAACCUGUGAGGGUGGCUGACUGCCACCCCAUUGUAAGAGUAGAGGUCAGGGACCGCCCCAGGCCACUCUGCCAGACCCAUGUCUUCAUCUAACUCACUGUGCCUGAAGCUCACAUGACGGUGCUGUGGGGCCUGUCUGGGGCCCAGCUGGGUGGGGUUCACGUACUGGGGUGAGGGAUCAAGAAGGGUGUCCGCUGCAGUAGAAAGAAGGUGGGCUGCGGACUUUCAGACGUGGCCCUUAACCUCCCCGAACUGACCUAGGCUAGUCACUUAGCCGCGGUCUGACCUUCUCCAUCUGUGACUGAGUCACAGUCACAGGGCUUCCCUAGACCCCGGUGAGCUCCGGUAAGGACCUUGUUGCGAGGUCGGGCAGGGUGGGCAGGGUGAAAUAUCUGGGUGUGUGGCAGCGGGUGGGGCCGCGCGGGGGGCCUGGGAUGGGGGCGGGCCCUGCGCUCCGCGCCGGCGAACUGGGCGGGCUCAGUGCUCAGAGCGGAGGCAGCGGCUGCGGCUGCGGCAGCGGCAGGUUCCAGUAGCUGGCUCAGUGCUCUUCUCGGCCACCUGCCAUGGCCCGGGGGCUGCCCACCAUUGCUAGCCUGGCACGCUUAUGCCAGAAGCUGAACCGCCUGAAACCACUGGAGGACUCCACCAUGGAGACGUCACUGCGGCGCUGCCUGUCCACGCUGGACCUGACUCUUCUGGGCGUGGGUGGCAUGGUGGGCUCGGGUCUCUACGUGCUCACAGGUGCCGUGGCCAAGGAGGUGGCUGGCCCUGCUGUGCUCUUGUCCUUCGGUGUGGCCGCUGUGGCCUCCCUGCUGGCAGCCCUAUGCUAUGCAGAAUUUGGGGCACGUGUGCCACGCACGGGCUCUGCCUACCUGUUCACCUACGUAUCCAUGGGCGAGCUGUGGGCCUUCCUCAUCGGCUGGAAUGUUCUCCUCGAAUACAUCAUCGGUGGCGCCGCCGUGGCCCGUGCCUGGAGUGGCUACCUGGACUCUAUGUUCAGCCACAGCAUCCGCAACUUCACUGAGACCCAUGUGGGUUCCUGGCAGGUGCCCCUCCUGGGCCACUACCCGGACUUCCUGGCUGCUGGCAUCAUCCUCCUGGCCUCUGCCUUUGUCUCCUGUGGAGCCCGCGUGUCCUCCUGGCUCAAUCACACCUUCUCAGCCAUCAGCCUGCUUGUCAUUCUCUUCAUUGUCAUCCUGGGCUUCACCCUGGCCCAGCCUCACAACUGGAGCGCUGACGAAGGAGGCUUUGCACCCUUCGGCUUCUCCGGCGUCAUGGCCGGCACUGCCUCCUGCUUCUAUGCUUUCGUGGGCUUCGACGUCAUUGCCGCCUCCAGUGAGGAGGCCCAGAACCCACGGCGGUCUGUGCCUCUGGCCAUCGCCAUCUCGCUUGCCAUUGCAGCUGGUGCCUACAUCCUUGUCUCCACCGUGCUAACCCUCAUGGUGCCCUGGCACAGCCUGGACCCCGACUCAGCGCUGGCAGAUGCCUUCUACCAGCGGGGCUACAGGUGGGCUGGCUUCAUCGUGGCAGCUGGCUCCAUCUGCGCCAUGAACACCGUCCUGCUCAGCCUCCUCUUCUCCCUGCCACGCAUUGUCUAUGCCAUGGCCGCUGAUGGGCUCUUCUUCCAGGUGUUUGCCCAUGUGCACCCCCGGACACAGGUGCCUGUGGCGGGCACCCUGGCGUUCGGGCUCCUCACGGCCUUCCUGGCACUGCUGCUGGACCUGGAGUCGCUGGUUCAGUUCCUGUCCCUUGGCACACUCCUGGCCUACACCUUCGUGGCCACCAGCAUCAUUGUGCUGCGCUUUCAGAAGUCUUCCCCGCCCAGCUCCCCAGGCCCAGCCAGCCCUGGCCCCCUGACCAAGCAGCAUAGCUCCUUCUCAGACCACCUACAGCUGGUGGGCACUGUGCACGCCUCCGUCCCUGAGCCAGGGGAGCUGAAGCCAGCCCUGAGGCCCUACCUGGGCUUCUUGGAUGGGUACAGCCCUGGAGCAGUGGUGACUUGGGCGCUUGGCGUUAUGUUGGCCUCAGCCAUCACCAUAGGCUGCGUGCUCGUCUUUGGGAACUCGACCCUGCACCUCCCACACUGGGGUUACAUCCUGCUGCUCCUGCUCACCAGUGUCAUGUUUCUGCUCAGCCUCAUUGUCCUGGGGGCUCACCAGCAACAGUAUCGGGAAGACUUAUUUCAGAUCCCCAUGGUUCCCCUGAUUCCAGCCCUGAGCAUCGUCCUCAACAUCUGCCUCAUGCUGAAACUUAGCUAUCUGACCUGGGUGCGCUUCUCCAUCUGGCUGCUGAUGGGACUUGCAGUGUAUUUCGGCUAUGGCAUCCGGCAUAGCAAGGAGAACCAGCGGGAGCUGCCAGGGCUGAACUCCACACACUACGUGGUAUUCCCCAGGGGCAGCCUGGAGGAGACAGUGCAGGCUGUGCAGCCCCCCAGCCAGGUACCAGCACAGGACCCUGGCCAUAUGGAGUAGCUGGUCAGCCCACACUUGCCCCGCCCUCCCACACCUGCUUGGGAGGCCAGAGAGGCCAGACAAGCCGAGAGCCCCUUCUGUUGUGGGCAGCCUGGGUUUGCAGGCCUGCACAGGCUGGGGAGUCCUCAGGACCUUAGGACCUUCAUCCAGGGGCUGAGCUUCGGGUCUUCAGGAGUGGGCCUUGGCUGGUGCUGGUGCCAUGGACUCUGCCCAGAGCCUUCUUGUUUAUGAUCAGCUCCAGCUACCUGGGCAGUUGUGGUGGGGUAGAUGGGAAGGCCCAUAGCCCAAGGGAUCCAUAAUAAUAAUUGCUUGGCCAGCCA